Molecule: messenger RNA, 2235 nt
Organism: Ilex paraguariensis (yerba mate)
Lineage: Eukaryota; Viridiplantae; Streptophyta; Magnoliopsida; Aquifoliales; Aquifoliaceae
Source: the annotation of a GenBank genome assembly
AUGAAGGUUUCAGGAAACUUACUAUUGUUUACCUUCUUCAACCUGUUUCUUUUGGCUACAUUGGUCAAUGGGUCCAAUGAUGAUGAAAGAAAGCCAUACAUUGUGUACAUGGGAGAAUUGCCUGAGGAUACUACAUCACUGGUGGAUGAACAUGACAGCCUCCUAUCAGAGGCCAUUGGAGAUGUGAGCAAAGCUAAAGAACACAAGAUACAUAGCUAUGGAAGAAGCUUUAAUGGGUUCGUUGCAAGACUGCUGCCUCAUGAAGCUAACAGACUAUCACAGAAAGAAAGUGUUGUGUCUGUGUUCCCAAACACUAUCCUAAAACUACAUACCACGAGAUCAUGGGAUUUUCUCGGAAUGCCUGAGACAGUGAAAAGGAACCGUGCAGUUGAAAGCAAUCUCAUCGUCGGUCUCUUAGACACAGGAAUUUGGCCGGAAUCAGCCAGUUUUAAUGAUCAAGGCUAUGGCCCUGCACCUCACAAAUGGAGGGGCAAAUGUGCAAAGGGUGCUAACUUCACUGGUUGCAACAACAAGGUUAUUGGUGCAGCAUACUACAAUCUGGACCCUGGCCCGUGGGAGUGGGAGCCAACUCCGGUGGACACAGACGGCCAUGGCACCCACACCUCUUCCACCGCUGCCGGCAGAGCCGUCAAGGGCGCAAGUUUGUGCGGCUUCGCGGAAGGGACGGCCCGAGGGGGAGUGCCGUCGGCUCGGGUGGCCAUGUAUAAAGUAUGCUGGGCUAUAGGUUGCUCUACCAUGGACUUGUUAGCUGGAUUUGAUGCUGCCAUUGCUGACGGAGUUGAUGUUAUAUCAGUGUCCAUUGGAGGACCCUCCUUUAACUACUUCGAAGAUGUGAUUGCCAUUGGAGCUUUCCAUUCUAUGAAGAUGGGAAUUUUGACUUCUUGCGCAGCUGGGAAUCAAGGUCCUGCUUCAUAUACUGUGGAAAAUACUGCACCUUGGAUCUUCACAGUGGGUGCUAGUAGCAUAGAUAGGCAGUUCCACACGGCUAUCAAGUUCGGGAAUGGCAUGAAAACAACUGGGAUGUCCCUUAACACAUUUUCACCCAAAAAACAAAUGUACCCUCUAACUAGUGGAGCCCAAGCAGCCAAUGCCACCGCAAGAAUAUAUGGGAAUGCCAGUACAUGCGAUUGGGGGACUAUGCUUGAGAAGAAAGUGAAGGGGAAGAUUGUGUAUUGCAUUGAAGGAAACGGUGCCGAUUACAUGAUCAAUGACAUGCAUGGAGUUGGAACGAUCAUGUCCACUGAUCUGUAUCCAGACGUUCCCUUCAGCUUCCUUAUACCAGCAGCUUUAGUUAGUGUCAAGGAAGGUGAAGAAAUCGAUAAGUACAUCAACUCAACCAAAACAGCCAAGGCUGUCAUAUACAGAUCAAAAACUGUGAAAAUGGCUGCACCAUUCGUAGUUUCGUUUUCGUCUAGAGGACCCCAGACAAUCAGUCUCAACAUCCUCAAGCCCGACAUUGUUGCACCAGGACUGAGCAUAUUGGCUGCAUUUUCGCAAAUGACAACAGUGACAGGGUAUGACGAUGACAAACGGAUAGUCAAAUAUAACAUACAAUCGGGAACGUCGAUGUCUUGCCCUCAUGCUGCAGCUGCUGCGGCCUAUAUCAAGACCUUCCGUCCCAAAUGGUCACCGGCUGCAAUCAAGUCUGCUCUCAUGACCACUGCAACACCUAUGAAGAUAAAGACGGUAGACGUGGAAUUGGCCUACGGCUCAGGCCAAAUAAACCCCACAAGAGCACUGCACCCUGGCCUUGUAUAUGACAUCAACAUGGACUCCUACAUCAGUUUCCUAUGCAAGGAAGGCUACAACAGCACACUGAUUGGUUUAGUAACAGGCAGCAAGAAGAAGUACAACUGCUCCACCCUCCCGCACGCUAUGGGAACCGAUGGCCUCAACUAUCCUUCCAUGCAUCUCCAGCUCACAAAACCUGAGUCCACCAGCUUUUCAGCAGUUUUCUACCGAACUGUAACCAAUGUUGAAUCCAGGAGGUCGGUGUACAAGGCCAAAGUGAAGUCACCUGAGGGUCUCUCUGUCACCGUCAUUCCAAUGACAAUGGCGUUUGAAAAGCCCUACCAACAAAGGUCUUUCAAAGUAGUGGUGAAGGGAAAGUUUAUCAAGAAUGCCAAGAGACUAUCAGCAUCACUGGAAUGGAGUGACUCUAAGCACAGAGUCAGGAGCCCUAUCCUCAUCUAUAGAACCCCUCAUUCAAGAUGA